This is a messenger RNA of Dendrobium catenatum, 2467 nucleotides long. RefSeq lists its product as uncharacterized. Gene Ontology annotation, biological process: proteasome-mediated ubiquitin-dependent protein catabolic process. The transcript is spliced from 12 exons. The record is from RefSeq and is a predicted model, not a curated record. The coding region runs from base 97 to 2181 and encodes 694 amino acids. Lineage: Eukaryota; Viridiplantae; Streptophyta; Magnoliopsida; Asparagales; Orchidaceae. Gene Ontology annotation, cellular component: cytoplasm; nucleus.
AAAAAAAAAAAAAAAAAGAAGGGAAAACGGCAUUUUGCCUUCUUCCUUCUCAAUGCCCCUUUUCGUCAUCUUUUUCGCAUUCGUGGAGCCUAAGGGAUGGAAUCGACGCUGGUGAAUUGGGAGGCUUUGGAUUCCCUUGUUAUAAGUUUCGCCAAAUCCGAGCACUUAAUCGAAGACUCGUCCGCCCUGUCUCCCCCCUCCUCUCCUUCCUCUUCUUCCUCGUAUCAGUAUCGCCUUCUCAUCCGUCAGAUCCGCAGAAGCAUCGAGGCGGGCGACGUCGAUAGCGCUAUUUAUUUACUGCGGGAGCACGUGCCGGUGGUGCUAGAUGACCACCGGAUCCUCUUCCGGCUUCAGAAGCAGAAAUUUAUCGAGCUGUUGAGGAGGGGGACUGAAAGGGAUCGGGAUGCCGCCAUACAGUGCCUUCGUCUGGCUCUUGCUCCUUGCGCGCUCGAUGCGUACCCGGAAGCAUAUGAAGAGUUCAAGCAUGUUCUUUUGGCAUUGAUCUUUGAUAAAGAUGACCAGUCUUCUCCUGUGGCAAAUGAGUGGUCGGAAAGGAGAAGAUUUGAUCUUGCUGGAUUUUUGUCAUCCAUACUAAGGGUUCAAUUACAGGCUUAUGAUCCAAUUUUUUUGUUGACAUUGAGAUACCUUAUAUGCAUCCAUAAAGUAUUUUGUCGUGACCGAGGCAUUUCAUCUCCUAUCACAGAUCUUACUGAGAGGUUGCUCUUUGAGGAGCGUGAUCCCCCUGCAAUUCCUCGGGAGAGUUUGCUUGAAGCACCUCCAUUUGAUGAGGUUGAUAUACAAGCCCUAGUACAUGCUGUGGAAUUAACAAGACAGGGUGCCGUUGAUAGCCUGAGAUUUGCCAAGGGGGAUCUAUUUCAGGCAUUUCAGAAUGAGUUGUGUCGGACAACACUUGACUUUUCAGUACUUGAUGAGCUGGUUCACGAGUACUGUAUAUACAGAGGAAUUGCAGCUUCUGCCACCAUGUCUUCAUCAGCUGAUCCUGCAAGUACUUCUUCCAGGGAUUGUAUAUCUCCUAUAUCUGAUGGUGAAGCCUCGAUUAAUAAUGUUGGUUCAGAUGGGGUUCACGAAAUUAAUAUAGACCAUGCAAGCAUACGAGAGAAUGGCUCUGAUAUGCAUUGUUCAUCAGAAAGGACAACCAACUAUGAAGAUUGCAGCACCAGUACUGCAAGCCAUCUGCAGAGCUGCUCUAGAAGGCUAAGAAGAAGUAGAUAUGAUGCAUCUUGGGAACGAAGGAGAAAGAGAUGGAGAGGGAGGGUUGAUCCUCUGGAACUUAGUUCUGAUAUUUCUAUCACUGACAAAAGCAAUCAAAAUGCCACGCCUUCAGCUCUUGAUGCCUCUGGACAUAAAUGCAAGGAAGAGAAAGUCUUCAGGAAUCUUUCUUCCUUUCACAAUUCCAGUAUCAUCGUUGUCCGCAAGUGUGAAAUUGUAUUGGAGAUGAAGGAGCUUGCCAGUAAGGGAAUGGUUGCAGAAUUAGUUGAGGAAGUGAAUGCCAUGGAUCCUGAGUUUUUCACUCUUAAUCCUAUGUUGUUAUUCCAGUUGAAGCAGGUUGAAUUUUUUGAACUUGUAAAUAACGGUAAUAUUCAACUAGCUCUCAAGGUUGCUUGCACUCAUUUGGGUCCCCUUGCCUUAAGCAAUCAAGAUUUGGUGAAGCCCUUGAAAGAGACAUUGUUGAUUCUGUUGAAACCUAAUGAAGAUGCACUUAGAAAAGGAAUCCCUUUGUCCGCACUUGCAAAUAAUCUCCAGGUUGCUAUGGGUAGGAGGCUUGGUAUCGAAGAACCUCAACUUAUGAAGAUAAUGCGAGCAACGCUUCACACACACAAUGAGUGGUUUAAGCUGCAGAUGGGAAAGGAUAGAUUCGAAGAGUUCCUUAAAAUAGACCGUCUUAAAGAAGUCAAUGCGCACUUUAAAGGUGAUAUUAUGACUGAGGUACAUGCGGAUAUUUCAGUCCGUGGUUUUUCCCAGAGCACCUCCAGUUCAAGUAACAAGCUGUCAGAGGAUAACAACAGUCCAUCGCAAGCCUCCUCAAAUGAAAGCCUGUAUGAUGAAAAUGCAAUAAUUAAAAUUAUGGAAUUCCUGGCCUUACCAAGGGCUGAAGCAAUUCAUCUUCUAAUACAGCACAACGGGAAUGCUGAGACUGCCAUUCAACAGAUGUUUUCGUAGCCUUUCACUGUACAGUUGUAAACUAUGUUUCAAAGAAAAAUUACUCAUUCAAUAGACACGCCAUUGUUGGUGUGGUUCAGGAUUUCUUUGUUCCUCAUGACAUCAACAUUGUGCGAUAGUGUAUAAUUCUUUGUAUUAAUAUUUCCAUCAGUUCUUUCACAUACAGUUUAUCGCUGGUAAGUUGUACAUUAGCUUGUAUAUUAUAGCUGGAGAGGAAUCUGUAAAUCAUGAAAUGAAACUAUUGUUUAUAUUCUGAGUUUUCUAUCAUAAGCAAAAAAAAAAAAAA